AUGGCCGCCGCCGCCGCCACGCCGUCGGGGCGCGGGGACCUGAUGCCGCCUCCGCUACCCGUACCGCCGACGACUGCGGCCCGUCCGCGCCGCCGCGGAAGGGAAGUCAGCUCCCGGUACCUCUCGACGCCCGUCCCCUCGACCCCGCGCCUCUCCACCGCCUCCGCGGCCUCCUCCACGCGGUCGCGCUCCCCGACGCCGUCGCCUCGUGGACGGCAGCGGGCGGCCACGCCCUUCGCCAACGAGAACCACCCGCCCCCGCCGCCGCCUCCCACGGGCACCGUCGCGCGCCGGCGGGCCGUGCAGAAGCUUUUCGACGAGACGGGCGCCGGCAACCCGCGCGCCUCGCUGGGCUCCAACUCCUCUGCCUCCGCCGUCCCAGCACCUACUCCGCGGCCGCUCCCGCGCUCCACCAGCCGGCCGGCCGCGCACACCGCGCGGAGAGGGUACCCGCGCCUUCCGACGCCCGCGCGUGCUGGCUCCUCCUGCCCUUCCUCUGCCGCGGUGGAAUCCCACGCUGCCUCGUGCUGCUCUUCGUCUGAUACGUCGUCCACGGCCACUGACUUCUCUGAGGCCGAUGUGGCGCUCGGGAUGGCCCCAGCCGCGCCGUGCGAGAGCCCGCCGCUGCUGGGCCCAGCGUCCUGCCGCGGGGGACGCCUCUCGUCAGAGCUCCGAUCGUCGGUGCCGGAGUCGGGCGGGUCCUCGCGGGCGUCCAACCCACUGUGCUACCGCUCGCUCAACUCGGCACUGUCGAUCUCAACGGCGAUGGCUGGGAAGCUGACGGCAGCAGGGAGGCCACCACAGCCGCAAGGGCCGAAGGCAGCUGAUCUGAAGAAGGCGACGAUCGUGGGGGGCAGGAAGGUCGCGGGGAAGCAGGAAGACGUGCACCAGCUGCGGCUGAUGGACAAUUCGUACCUCCAGUACAGGUUCCUCAACGCCCGGGCUGAGGCUGCAGGCAAGGCCAAGGCGGCUGCUGCAGAGAAAUCGUUGUACGGGCUCGAGGAGAAGAUUGCCAGCCUCAGCGCAUCUGUUGCUGAGAAGAGGGCAGGGGUGGAGAGGAUACAGAGGGAUCAUAGAUUGAGUUCAGUAGUAAAUGCACAGUGUGCAUUUCUUCAUAAUGGGUGCUAA
Messenger RNA from Miscanthus lutarioriparius, 1128 nucleotides. Lineage: Eukaryota; Viridiplantae; Streptophyta; Magnoliopsida; Poales; Poaceae. The record is from the annotation of a GenBank genome assembly.